UCACAGAGCAAAACCCCGUUAUAUGACUUGCAUUAGCUCUACAACAAGCUAAAACUGCUAAUAUUAGUUAACAACACUUAAUAACUUGUUAACAUGCUAGUUAAUGAAGGUUUUAGCUGUUCAACCGCGUCGCUACUGUGUCAGUUUCAAUAACUAAGGUCAAAGGUUACCAGCCCACAAGGCCCAAGAUGGCGGCUCCGGGAACAGAAGAAGUCCCGAGUCUGAGAAACCUGACCAAAGCUCGCUAUGGACGACCGGAAAAGACACAACACAGGCCUCUCCAAGACCUGGUCAGACCCCAUGUUGAAUCCUUCAACUGGUUUUUGCGAGAGGGUCUCUCGCUUGCAGUGCAGGCCAUACCAAAGCUGGAUUUUUCAUUGUCCAAUGGUAGGAGAAUAUCAUUAUCCUAUGUGGAUGCUUCAGUCGGAGUUCCAACGGUUGCCCAGGGUAAUACGUUCUCGCGAACGUUGAAGGUGUACCCUGCGGAAUGUCGUGAGAGAGGGACGACAUACCGCGCUGGGUUGCAGGCCCGCAUAGCCUGGAGCGUGGAUGGGGUCAACCAGGGGUCAGUGGAGAGGAUGCUGGGAGAAAUCCCCCUCAUGGUCAAGUCUGCCCACUGUAAUAUAACUAAACUGACCCCAGCAGAGCUGAUCCAAAGGCAUGAGGAAGCAGAGGAAAUGGGAGGCUACUUCAUCAACAAUGGUAUUGAGAAGGUUGUCAGAAUGCUGGUCAUGCCAAGAAGAAAUUAUCCCAUGGCCAUCGUACGUCCCAGUUGGAAGGGACGAGGGAAGCUGUACACAGAGUACGGAGUGUCCAUGAGAUGUGUCACUAAAGACCAGACAGCUGCAACCAUAGUUCUCCACUACCUGACCAAUGGGACUGUAACCUUGUGUUUCGUCUACAAGAAGGAGCAGUUCUUCGUGCCUCUUAUCAUUAUUCUCAAGGCCCUGGUAGAAACCACAGACCAGCACAUCUAUAGUGAGCUCAUUAAAGGAAAAGAGGACAAUUCUUUCUUUAAAGGAUGUGUAGCAAGUAUGCUGAGACAGGCUCAGAACGAGGGCCUGAUGACCCAGGCUGGGAUACUGAAGUACAUCGGAGAGCGCUUCAGGGUGAAGUUACCUGUACCUGACUGGUACACAGAUGAAGAGGUGGGACAAUUCCUACUCAGGUUGAUGACCCAGAAGCUGUUUGCCCUUGCCAAGGGUGAGUGUUCCGUGGAGAACCAGGAUUCUCCCAUGAUGCAAGAAAUGCUGCUGGCGGGUCACCUCUACCUCACCAUACUGAAGGACAAGUUGGAGCUGUGGUUGACUCAGCUGAGGUAUGGAAUCGACAAACGGUCACAGGACAAAGGGCCAUCCUACAAACUGGACACAGUUGAGAUGAUGAGUGCCAUGAGACUGUGCAGUGAUGUGACCAGAGGAAUGGAACACUUCAUGGCUACAGGAUCGGUGGUGUCCAAGUCUAACCUGGGUCUCAUGCAGACGGCAGGUUUAACUGUUGUGGCUGACAAGUUGAACUUUAUGCGGUACCUCUCCCAUUUCCGCUGUGUGCACCGUGGAGCCUUCUUUGCAGAGAUGAGGACAACGUCUGUCAGAAAACUGCUGCCAGAGGCCUGGGGGUUCUUGUGUCCUGUCCACACCCCUGAUGGAGCUCCCUGUGGGCUGCUGAAUCACAUGACUGCCAGCUGUGAGGCCGUCACGUUGCAGCCCACCACAGUUCACAUUCCCAAACUCCUGUGCUCCCUGGGCAUGGCGCCCCUGGACAGCCCUGCACCAGCGCCCCCUGUUGACUGUUACACGGUACUGCUGGAUGGCAGGGUGGUGGGGCGGGUGGCAGCCAACAUGGCACCUGACAUGGCCAGGAAGCUGAGGAUGCUCAAGGUCACCAGAGAGGGAAAGAUCCCAGUGAUGACAGAGAUCGUGCUGGUGCCUAAGACAGGAAAAGCGAGCCAGUUCCCCGGCCUGUUCCUGUUCACCACACCUGCCCGCAUGAUGAGGCCUGUCAGGAACCUCUUCACAGGCACAGUGGAGAUGAUUGGGUCAUUUGAACAAGUCUAUAUGAACAUCUGUGUGAGACCAGAGGAAGCCCACCCAGGUGUGACCACGCACCAGGAGUUGAGGGAGACCUCCAUCCUCAGCGUUGCUGCCAGUUUUACUCCCUUCUCUGAUUUCAACCAGAGUCCCAGGAACAUGUACCAAUGUCAGAUGGGUAAGCAGACCAUGGGCACUCCCCUCCAUGCUUUUGGUCACCGGACAGACAACAAGUUGUACCGUAUCCAGAACCCCCAGUCCCCCACGGUCAGGCCGUACGCGUAUGAUCAUUACCACAUGGAUGACUACCCCCUGGGGACAAACGCAGUCGUCGCUGUCAUUUCUUAUACCGGGUAUGAUAUGGAGGAUGCCAUGAUUCUUAACAAGUCAUCCUUGGAGAGAGGAUUUGGUCAUGGCACCAUCUACAAAACUGAGAUCAUCAGUCUGAGGGAUCUUGCCCAGAGUGCCAGAGGUCCAGUAACACUUGUGUUUGGAUGUGCAGAAGGAGACAAAAGGGUAGAGGGUAGGCUUGAUGAUGACGGACUACCUCCCAUUGGGUCCAAGCUGGAGACAGGUGACCCAUUCUAUAGCUAUGUGGACAAGCAGACGGGCGAGGCACGAGUGGUUCUCUACAAGAACCAGGAGAAAGCCAUCGUGGACAACAUCAAGGUACUGGGGAACGACCAGGGGACGUCUGACAUGAACAAGGUCGCCAUAGUCAUGAGAAUAAAUAGAAAUCCCAUCAUUGGUGACAAGUUCUCUAGUCGCCAUGGACAGAAGGGGGUGUGCAGCCAGCAGUGGCCGGUGGAGGACAUGCCGUUUACAGAGGGGGGGAUGACUCCGGAUAUCAUCUUCAACCCUCAUGGGUUUCCCUCCAGAAUGACAAUAGGAAUGAUGAUAGAGUCGAUGGCAGGCAAGUCGGCAGCCCAGCACGGUCUGUGCCAUGAUGCCACACCCUUCACCUUCUCUGAGGACAACUCAGCCAUAGACUACUACGGCCGCAUGCUAAUAGAAGCUGGUUAUAACUACUAUGGCCAUGAGAGGAUGUACAGUGGAGUAACAGGGGUGGAGUUUGAGGCAGAUAUCUUCAUUGGAGUGGUGUACUACCAGAGACUCAGGCAUAUGGUGGCAGACAAGUUCCAGGUGAGAACAACAGGACCCAUCGACAUCGUGACCCACCAGCCAAUCAAAGGCAGGAAGCGAGCAGGAGGGAUCCGGUUUGGAGAGAUGGAGCGUGACUCUCUCCUGGCUCACGGAGCAACGUUCCUCCUGCAGGACAGGCUCUUUAACUGUUCCGACAAGUCAACGUGCCGAGUGUGUACCCAGUGUGGCAGUAUCCUGUCCCCCCUGCUGGAUAAACCCCCCAGUGAGCUGGCUGCAGUGUCUGUACAGGCACGCAGGUGUUGGUACUGCAGUGUCUGCCAGAAAUCUGACUUUAUACAGCUGAUUGCUGUUCCAUACGUCUUCCGCUACCUGGUGGCAGAGCUGGCCGCCAUGAACAUCAAGGUUACUAUGGAAACCAAGUAACCACAGGCAGAAGGUUCUCCUAGUUACCGUGGUAACUGAAUAGUCACUAAAUAGUCAUUGAAAACAUAUUUGCUACUAUGUAUACCAGAUAACUACAUCAUUGCCAAAUGAAAAUCACAAUGAUUAACAUGGAAGGAAGAACAGCACCACCUGUCAUGUAUCUCAUGUACUGCAUUAUUUAUAUUUCCUAUAGAGAUAAUGCAUAUUUGGCUGUACGUAAAUUUAUCACUUAGCCAUACAAUACAGACUGCCAUCGUUACAUGACCAAUUGUUUUACAGCAAUUGUGCUGAUUUAGCACAGAUGUCACAUGUACAAGUUACAGGCACACACAGUUACAGAGGUGAUAUUUAUAAUAUGAAAGUGUUUGUUGAAUGUUGAGAAUCUCUUGUGGCCAUGUGUCCACACUGCUUUCUACUGUACCUGCAUAGGUUGUGAGACUGAAGGUGAAAUUGCAAUAUUUUUGUAAAAGAAAUUUUGCUUCAGUAAAAAUUAACAAAUUAUGA
Messenger RNA from Branchiostoma floridae (Florida lancelet), 4061 nucleotides. RefSeq names its product DNA-directed RNA polymerase I subunit RPA2-like. The record is from RefSeq and is a predicted model, not a curated record. Gene Ontology annotation, cellular component: RNA polymerase I complex; nucleus. Lineage: Eukaryota; Metazoa; Chordata; Leptocardii; Amphioxiformes; Branchiostomatidae. Gene Ontology annotation, biological process: DNA-templated transcription. Gene Ontology annotation, molecular function: ribonucleoside binding; DNA binding; DNA-directed RNA polymerase activity.